AGGAGCCAGACGGGAAGCCAGUUACAGACCCUAGCACCGAAGUCUACCCAGUCCGCUGUUGCCUCGGGCUUGCCAAGGCUUUGCUGUCUCAUCGGUUCUCUGUUCAGUCAAGGUCCUUUGCAGCGCCUGCCUGGUCCUGGAGGAUACGCAGGGAAAUCUCCCCAAGAGAAGGGGGCGGGAGGCCGAGCUGGGUUCCUAGUUCAAAGGACUCAAGGUGCUGUAGAGGGUAGGGCGUGAUCAAAGGAGUAGAGUGGGCAUGGUUAACAGGAAGGGCGGGACCAAGGAGCUGCUCUGAGUUCUAGGCAGAUUCUGGAGUUUCCUUUGCUCCUAGUCCUUACAGACACUUUCGAUUUCUGCUAACUGCGGUUGAGACUACUCUGGAAGCGGAGCCCUUUGCUCCUACAAAACGAUCCUCAAAUAGGUACUCCCAGGCCUAGAUACCGCUGUCCUUCAGUUAUUGUAAGGCUGCAGCCUCGACUUGUCCCUGUCUCCUUUCUGUGGACUCAGCCCUUCCAGAGACUCAGAGAGACGCGGCUCCUGAAAUCAUCCCGGGUGUGAUGGAGACCAUCAGUCCCUCAGGUGCCUUUCUCUCCAAAUUCCUUAUCUGCUUCUUCUUCUUCCUUGAGAUGUCCAUGCAAGCCUCAGGGGAUUUCUCAGUGAUUGGACCUAAUGAGCCUUUCCAGACUUCAGUGGGAGGAGAAGCAGUAUUAUCAUGUUACCUGUCUCCCUCUCAGAGUGCACAGAAUAUGGAAGUAAUCUGGUCCAAAUCCGAGAACAAAGUGCAUCUCUAUCAAAAUGGAAAUGAUAACUUUGAAGAACAGGCACCCAGUUACCAAGGAAGGACUGAGCUGGUGAAAGAUGCCAUCUCUUCAGGGAAUGUCACACUGAAGAUAUUGGAUGUGAAGCCUUCAGAUGAAGGACAAUAUAAGUGUUUUUUUAAUGAUUAUUCUCAUGCAGCAGAAGCAUUUGUGGAGCUGAAGGUUAUAGAGGCACCAACCCUGUUCCAAGCCUAUCCUGCAUGGUGGAGUGUGAUUGGCAUCCUGGCAUUGGGGCAGCUCAGCAUCCUCUUUUACUACAGCUGGAGAACCUACCAACACAGAGAGAGUUUCUUAGUCAAAUGGACCCAUAAGUUGGGAGUGAUUAUUCUGGCAAGUUUUUGGUGUUUGCUGAUGGCCUUCCUGAUUUACUACAUUGUGAAUAUGUCUGGCUGUAGAGGAAUGGAUGACCUGGAAGAGUGGAAACAGAAGGAUCAAGUGUAUUUAGCACUGCUGACAUUCCUUCCUCUGCUGCCAACAUUCCUGUUCGUGGCUGUUGAUUUCCAUGGCAAGCGCAAGGCAAGAGGGAAUGCUGAUGAAAACCAAAACCAAGACCCUCAAGAAGCCAUCAACCUGACAUCAUUACCGAAACAGCAAUAAAAAGCAGCAACAGCAGCCAGAGACUUCACGACUUGACCCUGACAUCAUCCUUUAGAAGAAGAUUUAGUUCCCUUCUCUCUCUCCAUCAUCCCAUCCUCAGCUCCCCUCACUCCUAACCGCUGACAUCCACCUUUCCCGUUAAACAAAUUUUAGCUAUCGGGGAAAUCAUAGAGUGGCUUAAUUUAAUAGGUACCGUUGCCCAAUUAUCUGUUUCUCUUGAAAUUACUCUGUGUGUGUGUGUUUUCUUCUAUAGAACCUGAAAUAACUCUUGUCUCACAUGUGGGAACCCCCCCCAAAAAAUGUUUCCACAGGUUUAAGGUACUCUGUGGGUCUGCAUAAAUGUAAAACCAUAGACUAGAAAUCCUUCCUCAUGUAUUGACUUAGUCAGCCAGAGUACAUAAUUCAAAGUGAAGGCAUUUGGUAAAAGAAUAUGUAAUAAGUGGGUAUCUAGGUGACUCAAUGGAUAGAGAGCCAGGCCUAGAGAUGGGAGGACCUGGGUUCAAAUCUGGCCUCAGACAUUUCCUGUGUGACACUAGGCAAGUCACUUAACCCCAGUCGCUUAGUCCUUACUGCUCUUCUGCCUUGGAACUGAUACUCGGUAUCAAUUUUAAAAUAGAAGGUGUUUAUAUGAAAAAAUAGUAUAUAUUAUGAAAAUUAGCAAUAUUACACACACACACACACACACACACACAUACACGCACACACAAAUACACCAUUAAUGGAAAGAGUAGCUGUGCAUAAAGAUUACACACAAAAGUUCACAAAUGGGGGAGGUAUGUGACCAGGGCAUAAAUGUUGUUCUACUUGUCCUUAAUAAUUUCAGUUAUGUUUGGCCUUAUUUAUACUGGUUGCCUCCAUUGGACAUGUGGUGACUAGUCUUCUGUCUGUUACCAGUUACUGGGCUUCAUCUCUUUAGGGCCACCUGAUGGCCAUCUUAGAUCACAUUUGCUAGGAUAGACUAACAGUUUUUCAGUCACACCCAGAAUCCAUAAGCCACUGGAGGGGAUGGUUGGGGUUAGUUCCUGCAGAUUAAGAUUGUCUUUCACUUUCAUUCCCUCUGUCUGGUGCUGAAUCAUAGUCAUUUGUACAAGAUUAGAACUUCUGGAGUUCCUUUCUGGUUUGGCAUACAAAUGAAUUUGAGAUAGUCCUAAACCUAAGAGAAGAAGGAAAUAUUGUUUUCCUCUACUCACCCUUUUUGCCUUUAUUAUAUAUACCUGUCACCAGCAAAAUCCUCUGGGUUCUUUUGUAUUUUGGCUCAUGAAAAGUUUUGCUUCUUGUUGUUUAGUUGUUUGGUCAUGUCCAGCUCUUUAUGACUCAAUGAACCAUAGUACUCCAGGCCCUUCUAUUUCCCACUGUCUCCCAAAGUCUGUCCACACUCAUGUUUGUUGCUUCCAUGUAUGCAUCCAUCCGUCUCAUCCUUUGGUGUCCCCUUUUCCUUUUGCUUUUAAUCUUUCCCAGCAUCAGGGUCUUUUCCAGUGAAUCUUAUCUUCUCAUUAUGUGGCCAAAGUUAAGCUUCAGUUUCGGUGUUGACUUUCUAAUGAACAGUCUGAGUUUCAAUAAGUUUUGGCUGAUUUGAUCUUCUUGCUGUGAAAGGGACUCUCAAAAGUCUUCAGGACCACAAUUUAAAAGCACUGACUCUGUUGUGCUCAGGUUUCCUUAUAAUCCAACUCUCAUAGUCAUGCAAUACCUCUAGAAAUCUCUGCCAUCUCAUUACAAUUUGGUUUGGAAAGCAAACUUCUUGAAGGCAAGAAUUGUGUCAUUUUUUUUAAUAUAUGUGUAUAUAUGUAUUUUUUUUACAUCUCUUAUGCCUAGGACAGUGCCUCACAGUGUAACAAAUACUUAAUAAAAGUUUAUUGAAUUAAA
This is a messenger RNA of Monodelphis domestica (gray short-tailed opossum), 3278 nucleotides long. Its product is annotated as myelin-oligodendrocyte glycoprotein-like. Gene Ontology annotation, biological process: regulation of cytokine production; T cell receptor signaling pathway. Lineage: Eukaryota; Metazoa; Chordata; Mammalia; Didelphimorphia; Didelphidae. Gene Ontology annotation, molecular function: signaling receptor binding. Gene Ontology annotation, cellular component: external side of plasma membrane. The record is from RefSeq and is a predicted model, not a curated record.